This is a messenger RNA of Puntigrus tetrazona (Sumatra barb), 4391 nucleotides long. Its product is annotated as calcium-activated potassium channel subunit alpha-1-like. NCBI's taxonomy places the organism in Eukaryota, Metazoa, Chordata, Actinopteri, Cypriniformes, Cyprinidae. Gene Ontology annotation, cellular component: postsynaptic membrane. The record is from RefSeq and is a predicted model, not a curated record. Gene Ontology annotation, molecular function: large conductance calcium-activated potassium channel activity. Gene Ontology annotation, biological process: transmembrane transport; potassium ion transport. Bases 728 to 2707 code for a protein of 659 amino acids. The transcript has 17 exons.
UCGCUAAUGUUCACUGUUGAUGCGUUUAAUAAAAAGAUAGGUCCGUACGCUCUCUCAUCCGUCUUUAUGAUAAGGCUUUGGCUCCGCCCCCCUACCUGUAAAUCUCCCCAACAAUCUGUGGAGCAGAUCUGACGGACUUUGCCUGGAUCAGCUGAGGAAAGUGAACGGGGACGGCGACGUGUCGUAGAGAGCGGAAUAAUCGCCGAUAUUUGAACGGGUUCUCGAAAGACCACAAAGAGCGGCUCGGUUCCCAGCUGAAUAGCUUCGGGGACAUUGAUUAAGUUGGCGUUUAUGGGAGAAAUAUCGAUUAGACGCCGCUGAGGCGACCCCGCCGCUGGAUGGACGGCGGAGAGCCCGGAGGCAGCCGUUUGUCCGCGUCUCUCCCGCGAAUCCUCUCGCUUUCCGACUGAUUGCGACGCACGCCGCGCGAGUGCCGUUUAUAGACUCCAUUUUAUUUAGAAGAUAUGGAAAAGGACGAGGAGAACCCUUCGAAAUGAAACGCGAAGUCGCCGUUAAUGCGGAUUUAAAUGUCUCGCGCUGAGGCUGACGGACGCGCGCUUCCUCCUCACGCUCUCCAAGCCGCUGCCUUUCUCGCUCAGAAAUAUUAAUCACGCCGAGCAGACGUGGAUAGAAAAACAGGGAGAAGAAAGGAGAGGGAUAUUUGAAGCAAUAUGGCUGAUGGCUGGGGUCGGGGGCGCUGGCAGGAGCUCUCCAAAGCUUCAUCUCAAUGCUAGCUGUGGCAGAUGGCAACGGAUCCUAUGGCAGCAGCGGCAGCUCUAGAAUGAGUAACAAUAUCAAUUUGAACAAAAACCCGGACUCUUCUGUCUCUAUAUCGAAGAUGGACCUGAUCAUCCCUUUCUCGCCAGACGUCCCCUGUGACAACAAUGGUCAGCGCAUGUGGUGGGCUUUCCUCGCCUCGUCCAUGGUGACGUUCUUCGGGGGUCUCUUCAUCAUCCUCCUGUGGAGGACCCUGAAGUACCUGUGGACGGUCUGCUGCCAUUGCAACAUCAAAAACAAGGAGGCACAGAAGGUGAAUAACCCUAUGAACAGUCAGGCUGAUGGCCCACCGAAGAGCCUGAGUGAUAAAGAUGAAGCCCCAGCCAGCGAGGUGGGCUGGAUGACCUCAGUCAAAGACUGGGCGGGGGUCAUGAUCUCAGCACAGACCCUUACCGGCAGAGUACUGGUGGUGUUGGUCUUUGCACUCAGCAUCGGAGCUCUGGGAAUAUACUUCAUAGAUUCUUCGGAUCCUAUAGAAUCCUGUCAGAAUUUCUACAAAGACUUCACGUUACAAAUUGACAUGGCAUUCAACGUGUUCUUCUUACUCUACUUCGGCCUGCGCUUCAUAGCAGCCAAUGAUAAGCUGUGGUUCUGGCUGGAGGUGAACUCCGUGGUGGACUUCUUCACAGUACCGCCCGUGUUUGUGUCAGUGUAUCUGAACAGGAGCUGGCUGGGUCUGAGGUUUCUAAGAGCCUUGAGAUUGAUACAGUUCUCAGAAAUUUUACAGUUUUUGAAUAUCUUAAAAACAAGUAAUUCCAUCAAGCUGGUGAACCUGUGUUCCAUCUUCAUAAGCACAUGGCUCACUGCUGCAGGAUUCAUUCAUCUGGUGGAAAACUCAGGGGAUCCAUGGGAAAACUUCCAAAACUCUCAACCGCUCUCAUAUUGGGAAUGUGUGUACUUAUUAAUGGUCACUAUGUCCACGGUGGGAUAUGGAGACGUCUAUGCAAGAACCACUCUUGGACGCCUUUUCAUGGUCUUCUUCAUUCUCGGUGGUCUGGCCAUGUUUGCCAGCUACGUCCCUGAAAUCAUAGAGUUAAUAGGAAACCGCAAGAAAUAUGGUGGUUCCUAUAGUGCGGUAAAUGGCAGAAAGCACAUUGUGGUCUGUGGUCAUAUCACUCUCGAAAGUGUUUCCAACUUCCUUAAAGACUUCCUACACAAGGACAGGGAUGAUGUCAAUGUAGAAAUUGUUUUUCUUCAUAAUAUUUCCCCUAAUCUUGAGCUGGAAGCCUUGUUCAAACGUCACUUCACUCAGGUGGAAUUUUAUCAAGGAUCGGUCCUCAACCCACAUGAUCUAGCAAGAGUAAAGAUCGAGUCAGCGGACGCCUGCUUGAUUCUUGCGAACAAAUACUGUGCAGACCCCGAUGCCGAAGAUGCUUCUAAUAUCAUGAGAGUAAUAUCUAUCAAGAACUACCAUCCAAAGAUUAGAAUAAUCACACAAAUGUUGCAGUACCACAACAAGGCCCAUCUGCUAAACAUUCCCAGCUGGAACUGGAAGGAGGGUGAUGAUGCGAUCUGCCUGGCCGAGCUGAAGGCAGGCUUCAUAGCCCAGAGCUGCCUGGCACAGGGCCUGUCCACCAUGCUCGCCAACCUCUUCUCCAUGAGGUCAUAUAUCAAGAUCGAAGAGGACACGUGGCAGAAGUAUUAUCUGGAAGGAGUGGCCAAUGAAAUGUACACAGAGUACCUGUCCAGUGCCUUUGUCGGGCUUUCAUUUCCUACAGUUUGUGAGUUGUGCUAUGUGAAGCUCAAGUUGUUGUUGAUCGCUGUCGAGUACAAGUCCGAGCAGAGGGAAAGCAGAAGCAGAAAGCGGUAUGCCCUCUUCAUUAUCUCACCCCUCUACACUUUAGAUCAACUGUGGGAGAAAAGCUUAAGGAUAUUGUACCACCUCCCUCUCAAAAAUGGCCAAAAUCUCUCGCUAUCUCUCUUAUUGUGAUUCUCUUUGUGCUUAAUGCACUAACUUCUUUGCAGGCAGAGAGAGUAGUUGCUAUUGUUCGAUUCACUCGUUUCUUCGUAUGUGCUGUUCACACAUCAACAGCGUUAAUCCACUCCAUGUUCAUUCAUCUCUGGUUUUUGUUCUCAACUUCCUCUCUUCUCCUUUCCUUUUUUUUUACCCUCUUUGAUUAUUUUUCAGUGUUCAUCAGCUGCAAAUCAUUUCUGCCCGUGUCUUUUUCAGCGUUGUGCUCUCCAUGCGAACAGUACUUCAUGUUUUUUUUUGUUUUUUUCCACUUAUUUCGUAAUGCACCUAAUAGGAAAACAGCUGCAUUAUAUAUCAAAAAAAACUAGUGUAUGUCCAUUAAGAACUGAUGUGUCCCAAUAUGGCAAGUUUUACUUCACACAGUAUUAAACGCUUAACACAGAUUGGUUAGUAAAGGCCACACUAUUCAUGGCGACCAUCUUUGCCUUUUCUGUCAUUACCACUUUAACACUGUAUUUGCGUUUGUGUGUCUUUGUGUGUGUGUGUGUGUGUGUGUGUGUGUGAAAGAGUGUGAUUUGUAUAUAUGUGUAUGUGUGUGUGUGAUGUUGAUUCUGUUGAGUGUGAGUGUGUGUGUGUGACUGAACAGUCAGUCUGUUUGUCAGUGUUUGUCUGGAACAGACGUUCAUCAUGUCCCCAAAUGCCUGUGCGUCUCUGAGUAGAUGUUUAUGAAGUGAGGUCACUUCCUGUCAGUUUGGUGUUCUAUACAACAAUCCAACUGCACAGAAGUUACUGCAACAGUUUGCAUCUACGUGCCGCUGUGCGGUGGCUGCACCUGCUCUCUUUUAAACGUACCCUUGAUUGUGACGCUUUUAGUAACCGCAUGCCCGUAUGCUCUGUCAUGUGAUGUGUGAUGCUUUGUUUCCCAUAAUAUGAGGUUUGGUAUGAAUGGAAGCCUACAUUUUGCAUGCAAUCGGUCGAAGAGCGGCCCAUUGCAUUAGGCUUCAGUACGAUUUAGUGUCAAGCGGGGCGAAAAUCUCAAAUUUGGGGAGCAAUGUGUGUGAAUAUGUCAGUGAAUGAGUCUGUUUGUAUUCAUCUUCUGAACGGCAUGCCAAAUGUGCUGCUUCUCGCUAAGGGGGCUAUUUAAUCAGAUGUAAAGCUCAGUGAUAAAUAAUCCAGCACAAUGAUUUCGAGCAAGACAGAGCGCUUUUGACGUUUUCAUUAACUGACCAGCCAACUUCCGCUUUAUGAUGGAUUAAAUCCCCCUCUUUUGGCCUUCAUUUUUGAUUAAGUGGUUAUUUGACGAGCCCAGAGGAAAGGAUUUUGAUAGACUGCACGUAUCAAAUGUUAUUAAACUGUAUGGAUUUUUUAGAGCCAGUUAUGCUGGCCACAAUUUCGAGUUUGGAAUAAUAGGAUGUCUUUCAUGUACCUUUCCCUUUCUUCUGGGCUCUCUGGCCUUGAUGCUCUAGUCAGGCUGGGCAUUUGUUAAGUGUUGCAGCAACCACUCAAUUCAUUGAUGAUUCCUAACAACCGGCAACCAUUGAUGGCUGUGUUGUGUCGUCUCUGUCUAAUUAAUGGGGAAUGAUACAGUGGUUCAGUAGUGGCUCUGUCUACACUGCUGAACCUCUACAGUUACAAACCAGACUCUCCCAAAUAUCUGGCAUUGGAUUCGUGAACAUCAAAAAUUCCUUGCCCACCAAGGGAA